AUGGCCAACAAGAAAGCUGGCAAGGGCCAUCGGAAGCCACAAUUGGCCAAAAAUACCCCAUCAAACGGUGGUAAAACGUUAUUGGAAAGGAUCCAAAUGUCGAGAAAAGUGGACAAUUCGAAGGGAAGGUCGAAAAGCCCAAAAGAUGUGGGUCUCCGCGUGGUUGGCGGACGAUUGGUGAGUGCAGACGACGUAGGUGUCCUGUUGAGAGAAGCCGCAGCCCGCACAACUCCAGCUCCAAAAGCCGCGAAAAGAACGGCGAGGAAAAAUGGCGGCAACAUCGUUCACAACAACAAACGUGUGGAAACAACCGUUCAGAGACGCGAGGCAGCCAGAAGCCGUGAUCGCGCUCGCGUACAGCCAUACGGUAAAGAUCUGUACUUGACAGUCAACACGUCAUCAGAAUCGCGGUUUUUGAGGCUUCGAAACCUGCCAUUGGGCUCCGAUUCCCAAUCCCUAGCCCAAGCCGUUGAACGAAUUGCUGGUGUGGCCGUACAGAAAACCUCGAUUGUAGAUCUGCCCUCAGGGUCCGUGACGGCAGAGCUUUGGCUCCAAAGUUCAGACGGUAGGGUUCUAGUGGAGGCUCAAAAACGUUUGGAUCGUGCAAACGUUAACAACCGCGUCAUUUCCGCCGAAAUCGUGUCAUCAUAA
Lachancea sp. 'fantastica' is the source of this 651-nucleotide messenger RNA. NCBI's taxonomy places the organism in Eukaryota, Fungi, Ascomycota, Saccharomycetes, Saccharomycetales, Saccharomycetaceae. The record is from the annotation of a GenBank genome assembly.